UCGACCUUAACAACAUCGACAAUGAGCAAGGAAUGGACAGCAUGCUUGAAAAAGCAGCUUAAGAAGAGUUUUUAUUCAAAUGCAAUUAUUGGCUUUUUAAUGGUGGGACUUGAGAAGCUUGUGGAGAUGGACUUUGCAUGUCCUUGUGAUCCGAACUGGAACAGGCUGUUUUCUGCAGCGUAUUUUGUGGUUCCUGCUCUGUUCUCCAGUGCACUCAUGUUUUAUAUUCAUAGCCCACAAUGCAAAACACAGUCUCUGCUCUCCACUUUAACCUGCAUCAUUCCAGCUGGUGUUUGGGUCAUGCUGCUGUUCUUUGAUGGACAGUACUACGCCUGUGCCAAAACCUCCUGGGAAGGACUGACGGUUAAGACGGAUAUAUCUGCUUCAACAACAUGGUGUCAGCCUUUAAACAAAUCCAACAACAUCACUGAAAAGCAAAUGGCAUUUUUUAGCUUUCGAAAUAUUUCUCAGUCUGUGGCACUGGGCUUGAUGCUUGUGAUCUCUGUGGCACUAUAUAUAUUUGGAUGUAUAAGGUGUCGCCACCAAUCUGCAGCAACCAAAGAACCUGAAGCUGAACAAGUGGAAAUGGAGGAUCUUGGUAAAAGUUCUGCUGCCCCUCCUGAAGGAUCUGCAUUAAUGGAGGAGGAACGCAGUGCGUCUUCUGAACAGCUGUAAAUACAGAAGCUUUGAACAGAGGUCUCGCAAAGCAUCACUUAAUGUUCACAAACCUCAUGUUUAACAUGGUACAAAAAGGGUAAACAACAAAAUUUAUAGCACAUUCUCAUCCAGCUGCACCACAAAGUUUUGCUUUUGUUUGCAUUUGUUUCUCAGACAUCUUGGCAUCACUGAAAGUAAGGAAACACAUCCUGUAAUUCAGUGCACUGUGUUAAGUAACAUGCUGCUCACAUUUGCUAAGGUUUUUUUUUUUCUUCUUCUUUUUUUUAUAUGCUUUUAGCUUGGUAUAUUUACUUUGAAGUUUUUAAAAUAAAAAAUGAAAA
This is a messenger RNA of Carassius auratus (goldfish), 998 nucleotides long. RefSeq lists its product as uncharacterized. Gene Ontology annotation, molecular function: monoatomic cation channel activity. The record is from RefSeq and is a predicted model, not a curated record. Bases 22 to 675 code for a protein of 217 amino acids. The transcript has 2 exons. Gene Ontology annotation, cellular component: plasma membrane. Lineage: Eukaryota; Metazoa; Chordata; Actinopteri; Cypriniformes; Cyprinidae.